Scomber japonicus (chub mackerel) is the source of this 2330-nucleotide messenger RNA. RefSeq names its product acyl-CoA synthetase long chain family member 2 (gene acsl2). Bases 42 to 2330 code for a protein of 762 amino acids. The record is from RefSeq and is a predicted model, not a curated record. Gene Ontology annotation, biological process: long-chain fatty-acyl-CoA biosynthetic process; long-chain fatty acid metabolic process; very long-chain fatty acid metabolic process. The transcript is spliced from 19 exons. Gene Ontology annotation, molecular function: arachidonate-CoA ligase activity. Gene Ontology annotation, cellular component: membrane; endoplasmic reticulum. NCBI's taxonomy places the organism in Eukaryota, Metazoa, Chordata, Actinopteri, Scombriformes, Scombridae.
GUGAAUCUUUCAGUUUCAGUCCUCUUCAUGUUUGUUGUUUGAUGCUUCUUUCAGGUUUUGAUUUUCUUUUUUUUAUUGCAGCACAAUGGAACUUGUGUGAUGUGAACACACCAUAUAAUUUCCUUCUAUCUCAUUGCUCCUUUAUCUUUUUUCUCUCUCAUGUCUUUCCUCUCUCAGAUAUGCAUUUCCAAGAGUGGUUACGAUCACUUCGUUCCAGCACGGGACUCAAAGUAUCCGAUUCAGACGACGUGUGGAGUCUUCUGCCAUCUCUGCCUCUGUCCUCCUUCUCCUUGUCCUCCCUGUCUCUGUCGCCUUCCUCUCUGCUGGGUUUGGGAGCCUUGGCAUCCCUCACUGCGUAUUGGCUGGUGACACGUCCUCGACCCAUGCGUCCCCCCUGUGAUCUGCAAGCUCAGUCCGUAGCUGUAAACGGAGAUUCCAGCUGCAGGCGAUCUGCUCUUCUUAACGAUGACUCACUGCUGGAGUUUUACUACGAUGACACCAAGACGGCCUAUGACAUGUUCCAGAGAGGCCUCAGGAUCGCAGGAAACGGCCCAUGUCUUGGCUUCAGGAAGCCGGGUCAGCCCUAUGAGUGGAUCUCCUACACUGAGGUGGCUGAACAGGCACAGGUGCUGGGCUCUGGGCUGUUAGCUAAAGGCUGCCAGCCGACCCCGGAGCAGUUUGUUGGGAUAUUUGCACAAAACAGACCAGAGUGGAUCAUCUCUGAACUGGCCUGCUACACCUACUCCAUGGCUGUGGUGCCUCUGUACGACACACUGGGGCUGGAGGCAAUGGUGCACAUCCUCAACCUGGCCGAGAUCUCUCUGGUGAUCUGCGACCGGGAGGAGAAGGCGGCAUCUCUGUUGGAGAACAAGGAGCAAGGCGUGACUCCAAAGCUCUCCUGCCUGGUUCUCUUUAACGAUUUCACUGAGGCCUUCGUGGAGAGGGCGAAGAAUUGCCAGGUGGAGGUUUUGAAACUGGCACAACUCAUGGAGCUGGGAAGGCAGAACCUCAAAGAUCCUGUGCCGCCCCAGCCUCAGGAUCUGGCCGUGGUUUGCUUCACCAGUGGAACCACAGGAAAGCCCAAAGGAGCCAUGAUCACCCACGGCAACAUCGCCUCCAACACUUCCUCUGUCAUUAAGAUCCUGGAGGGUUCGUUUGUGAUCCAGCAAGAGGAUGUGUCGAUCUCCUACCUGCCACUUGCCCAUAUGUUUGAGAGGAUGAUUCAGGUUUCUAUGUUCUGCCAUGGAGCCCGAGUAGGAUUCUACCAAGGAGACAUUUCUCUUCUUAUGGAUGACAUUAAAACUCUCAAACCGACCUUCUUUCCUGUUGUCCCUCGUUUACUCAAUCGCAUCUAUGACAAGAUCCUGGGUUCUGUGACCUCUCCGCUGCGGCGGGCUUUGCUUCAUUACGCUGUGAGGAGAAAGCAAGCGGAGCUCAGCAGCGGUGUUGUACGUAACAACAGUCUUUGGGACAAGUUGGUGUUUAACAGGAUUCAGGCCAAUUUAGGAGGUAAUCUGCGGUUCGCCCUGACUGCUUCAGCACCCAUCUCUCCCACUGUACUGUCCUUCCUCAGAGCCACUCUCGGCUGUCUGAUCUUUGAGGGUUACGGCCAGACAGAAUGCACCGCUGGCUGCACGUUUUCUAUGCCUGGUGACUGGAGCGCAGGUCAUGUCGGCGCUCCUUUGCCCUGUGCCAUGGUGAAGGUGGUUGAUAUCCCUGACAUGAAGUACUACGCUAAGAACGGAGAGGGAGAGAUCUGCAUUCGUGGCCCCAGUGUGUUCAGAGGCUACCUGAAGGACCCAGACAGGACAGCUGAAGCCUUGGACAAUGACGGCUGGCUUCAUAGUGGGGACGUAGGCCAGUGGCUUCCAAACGGAACAUUACGCAUCAUUGACAGAAAGAAGCACAUCUUCAAGUUGUCCCAGGGAGAGUACAUCGCUCCUGAGAAGAUAGAAAAUGUCUACAUGCGUUGUGUUCCUGUACUGCAGGUGUUCGUGCAUGGAGAUAGUUUACAGUCUUAUCUCAUAGGCAUAGUUGUGCCUGAUCCAGAGGUGUUUGUUGAUUGGGCUAAAGAGCGAGGAUUUGUGGGAUCCUACGAAGAACUGUGCCAAAAUCCUGAUGUAAAGAACGUAGUAUUAGAUGACAUGAAAGCUGUGGGGAAAGAAGCAGGACUCAAGUCUUUAGAACAAGUGAAGGACCUUCACUUGCACCCAGAGAUGUUCAGUAUCGCCAACGGCCUUCUCACCCCAACCCUGAAAAGUAGACGUGCCGACAUCCGCAGAGUCUUUCAGGAACAGAUAGAAAACAUGUACAGCAAGACAUCCAUGUAA